Heterotrigona itama is the source of this 3906-nucleotide messenger RNA. The record is from the annotation of a GenBank genome assembly. Lineage: Eukaryota; Metazoa; Arthropoda; Insecta; Hymenoptera; Apidae.
GAGAUCGAAGUAGAAAGUUUAUAGAGUGAGCCUUGGCAUUUUUUGAGAUAUUUGAAAGCGUGAGAAGAGAGGAGAGGAAGAUCGAGCAGAUUAGAUUAGUUUAAUCGUUGAACACGAAAUUCGUGAAUUACUUUUGCAAUAGGUAUUACAAGUAUUACGAUAUAUCUACUUGUAUCAACCCAUGUCUCACUUCACUUCGAUAACUUAUCGAUUUAGCUAUUAUCACGUAGAAGAACUGCCAUUUAUCUGAACUCCAUUUGUUCGAGCGGAAUUGUAGUUAAUACUCGAUUAACUGGACCGGUGUUACGAUUCGAUUCACUCGUUCGAGCACGAUUAGUACUUUCUGUUACUUGGAGGAAAAAUUGCAGUAAUGAAAGGAACGUUGGUAAUCCUUCUAAGCGUUCUCUGCAUGAGAGCGUCGGGUUUACCGAACGGAGCACCGCCAGGCUCGUGCGAGGAUCUGAUGCCUCGUCAUCCUGGAAGCUCGUACCAAGAAACUUACCCUCCACCUUACCAAGUUUUACCAGCUGCAGGACAAGGCAGAGUCCGCUUAAUUCUAGGAAGCCCUCACGGCCUUGCCUACGAGGGUUUCAUGAUACUUGCACGUGACUCACAGACCGGUGAAUUCGUCGGAGAGUUCGCCAACUUGCCCGAUUUGGCAAAGAUCGUCGAGUGUACACCAGGUGUUAAGAUCCACGAUCGCGCAGGAUUACAGUACGUACUGGGUCGGCGUGGAAUCGCCGCAAGUUAACGUUCGCAAGCGAUCCAUCGACGUAUUGACCCCGUCUACUCCGAUCAGCACGCCGAGAACAACCACGCCGCCCUAUUACAGCCCGACCGUCGAUUACGAGACGAAGGCUGCUGAGGACCCUUUCUACACCGGAUGUGGCUCGACGAAGAAUUGCUUCGGCAGCCCUUCAGGAUGCGUCGAAACAAAAGAUUGUAUCGCGGCAGUCAGUGUGCUUGUGCGAGGUGACCGAUAUCUGUUUGAAUUACAAGCCCGCGAUAGUAAAUAUGUCGCCGUUGGCUUAUCAGACGACAGUAAAAUGCAAGAAGGAGCAGUCCAAUUGGAGUCGAGUGCUAUCAACGAUGGUGUAAUCACGUGCAGAUUUUGGAGAGAGAAAACCACUGUCGUUCAGGGCCGUGAGUUCGAUCUCGUCAAUACACCGUACAAUCUUCUCGUGGCUGCUGGCAAAGGUUUAAGAAAUAACGGUGUCGGAUUCCACGACACGGCGUACGGCGCUACCGGUGACGCAAAAUUAUUAGCCGACGUCGGUGGUUUCACUACCGCCAGCAACAUCCUAAUUCGUGUUCACGGUGCACUGAUGUUGGCGUCCUGGAUCGGGACAGCGUCGAUCGGCAUCCUUCUGGCCAGAUACUACAAACAGACGUGGGUCAGCUCGCAGUUGUGCGGAAAGGACCAUUGGUUCGCCUGGCACAGAUUCUUUAUGAUACUCACGUGGUCGAUGACGGUAGCGGCUUUUGUAAUAAUAUUCGUCGAAUUGGGUGAAUGGAGCUCGGAGACGAUACAUGCAUCCUUGGGAUUGGCGACCACGAUCUUAGCUUUUAUUCAACCGUUUAUGGCAGCGGCGAGACCUCACCCAGGAGCACCGCGAAGACCUCUUUUUAAUUGGGCGCACUGGUUUGUUGGAAAUGCGGCACAGAUUUGUGGCAUAAUCGCAAUUUUCUUUGCGGUUCGACUGAAUAAGGCCAAACUCCCGGAAUGGGUCGACUGGAUUCUGGCUGCCUACGUGGUAUUCCACAUUCUGACUCAUCUCAUCCUGACGUUCGUUGGAUGUGCCUUUGACAAACAGGCAAGUCAGAGGGUGAAUUCAUUCCCGAUGAAGGACAUGCACUCUCGUGGUUCAAUGGUCCAUCCGGAUGCAAGACAGGAUGCUCCUCACGCUGGAAUCAGGAAAUUUAUCUUCGGCAUAUAUUUCGUCGUGAUCGCCCUAUUCACCGCGGCUCUCAUUGUAAUCACUGUACUGGCGCCUAUAGAAGAUACAUGGGUCACCUUCACAAACACCAUUAAAAACUACUAAGUCGCCGUUUGACGACGAAUCGAGCGUUAAAUUUGCAUCGCCUGACCACGCGUCGUGGCACGUUGUUGUGUCGGAAGUAACACUGCGAUAAGUUUCAAACCGUUUCGCAUAUACUCAUGUGACUGUUUGUAUGUAAAUGAGUAUUGAAUUGACAUAAAUUAUCGUUUACGGGAACAAUUUAAAGCGUGAGUAAUGCAUAUACAUAUUAUUUGAUAUAUCGAAUGUUGAAAAGUACGUAGCUCGAAGUUUCUAAUAGUAGAAACGUAACAAAUGAUAUUAUCGUGUUACAAGCGACAAUACGUGGAAUAUGUACGAUCCUCUCAUCUACUCUAAAUAUUUUCACAUACUUCCAAUGUCCAACUUUCUCUUACUUGGUAGACUGAAUUCUAACAAUUGAUUAAAUAAUUGCUCGUGCAAAUUAUUCGUACAAAUGUCCGUCCAAAAUAAGAGUAAUAGCUUAAAUAUUUUAUUUUUAUCUUACAUAAGAAGUAUACAUUAAUUUGUAUACGCCUGCGAUAUUAUUCGCAGCAUAUUGCUGUUGGAAGUCCACAAAGAGUUUUCUCCGCAAAGGUGCUUUUACAUUUAAGUUCCCUUUACCGGUUAGAUAUACACAUAUUAUCCAUAUUUAUGAUGCAACAUUUACAGUAUUAGCGUUUAUAAUAUAUUUUCGAUUUUUACACUUGUUUAGAUUUAUUUUGUACUACGAUAAGCAUUGUCCUGCACGUGAGUGCAAAUAAGAGUUUGUGGAAGUGUUGUGGAAUUGCGCUUGAUUAACCGAUAUGAUAGUAUGUUUCAUAUGUUAUUGAUUGUUAAUGAAUAAAAAGUAUAUACGGAAUCGCGUGUUUCCUCAUUGUGAGAAGUAAAUAAGUAUAAUUCAGUUAUUUGAAAUUACCUCUUCGAUUCGAAUUUACAGACUAAGGUGUUCAAAUAACGAUAUUACAUUGUACGUAAGUGCAGAUAAAACCAUUAUCGGCGUUUUUCACAAUGUGCAAUUUCUUCGUUGCAACCUCGUUAGUGCAUCGCUAUAAUCUUAUCCCGUUCCACAUUUUCGAUGCUCCAAAUUUUCUAUAGGGAAGGCUAUCCGUUUAUCAUUAAGGUUUCACAGUGAAUAAGGAUGGUGGCUGAACUCGAUUAACUGGAAAAGGCCGUUGUUAACCAGUUUAAAUUUGAAUUAACUUAAGAGAUAAGUGAAAGUCGCAAGUCGAAGAAAGAUCCUCCUGGAUUUUAGCAUCUUUUAUAUCUCAGAUAUCGUUAUGCUAUCGAUUGUUAACUGCGUAUUUCAACUCGUUCAUUUGUACGCUUUAUGUAUAAUUACUCUUAUGAUAUAUCUACAGAAGUGUAUCAAACUCUCGACGUUCUCAGAUCUUCUAUUUUCGCUAGAAUUUGCAAAUUAUUUUUUUGUUAAUUAAAUUUCUAUACAAAUUACGAGCGUUCAUUUAUAAUACUCGAAAUUAGUAGAUGCACGUAUUCAGUGAAAUAAUCUUGCACGUUAUAGCACUAACGUCUAGAACGUGGAUGUUUGUGCAAUUAUAAUAUGCAGACGUGAAAUACGUGAAAUAGGAAAACGUAAUAUACGAGCGUACAUUGACGUGUGCGCAAAAAUUAUGCGAUAAGUAUAUUGGGAAUAUUCCGCAAUAAUGGAACAUUCCAUUCGCAACGCGUGAUUAUUAUAAUUCAAAUUGCCAUUGAAUGCAGUUACAUGUGAAAUUUUUGCCUCGAAGUCGUACUUCACUUUGAUGCAAUUCUUUCUUUAUUUUCAAGUAUACUCAUUGGAUAUUUUAAAUAUUGUUUAAUAAUCAAAUUAAUAAUAUUCCAGGCUGAUCUACUUUUAUUCGCAAUUUUAUAUACAUAUGUUUGCACAAAU